UCCUGCCCUGCGCCACGUGCUCGCUGGAGGGCGGCGCCAGGGGACGCGCCGAAAAGAUGAUCUUGCUGCCUCUUCCGGCAGCCGCGCGAGUUGCCGUCCGACGUCUGGGAGUGAGGCGUCUCUGGGGCCAGGGUCUUGGCGCCGCAGACAUGACGAAGGGCCUUGUUUUAGGAAUCUAUUCCCGAGACAGAGAAGAUGAUGGGUUGCAGUUUACAAGCGCAGGAGAGAACUUUGAUAAGUUGGUGUCUGGAAAGCUGAGAGAGAUUUUGAACAUAUCUGGACCACCUCUGAAGGCAGGCAAAACCCGAACCUUUUAUGGUCUUCAUCAGGACUUCCCCAGCGUGGUGGUGGUCGGCCUCGGCAAAAGGUCAGCUGGCAUCGACGAUCAGGAGAACUGGCAUGAGGGCAAAGAAAACAUCAGAGCUGCCGUCGCAGCUGGCUGCAGGCAGAUUCAGGACCUGGAGCUCUCUUCUGUGGAGGUGGAUCCCUGUGGAGAUGCCCAGGCGGCGGCAGAAGGAGCUGUGCUCGGUCUUUACGAGUAUGAUGACCUAAAGCAGAAAAAGAAGACGGCAGUGUCCGCGAAGCUCCAUGGAAGUGGGGAUCAGGAGGCCUGGCAGAAAGGAGUCCUCUUUGCUUCUGGGCAGAACUUGGCCCGCCAGCUGAUGGAAACUCCAGCCAAUGAGAUGACACCAACCAGAUUUGCUGAAAUUAUUGAGAAGAAUCUCAGAAGUGCUAGCAGUAAAACAGAGGUCCAUAUCAGACCCAAGUCUUGGAUUGAGGAACAGGAAAUGGGCUCAUUCCUAAGUGUAGCCAAAGGGUCUGACGAGCCUCCAGUCUUCUUGGAAAUCCACUACAAAGGCAGCCCCAAUGCAGGGGAGCCGCCCCUGGUGUUCGUUGGGAAGGGAGUCACUUUUGACAGUGGUGGCAUCUCCAUCAAGCCUUCUGCAAACAUGGACCUCAUGCGGGCUGACAUGGGAGGAGCUGCCACGAUAUGUUCAGCCAUCGUGUCUGCUGCGAAGCUCAGUUUGCCCAUUAACAUCAUAGGUUUGGCUCCUCUUUGUGAAAACAUGCCCAGCGGCAAGGCCAACAAGCCUGGAGAUGUCGUCAGAGCCAAGAAUGGGAAGACCAUCCAGGUUGAUAACACGGACGCCGAGGGGAGGCUCAUCCUGGCUGACGCGCUCUGUUACGCGCACACCUUUAAUCCGAAGCUCAUCAUCAACGCAGCCACCUUAACAGGUGCCAUGGACAUAGCCCUGGGGUCAGGUGCCACUGGGGUCUUUACCAACUCAUCCUGGCUGUGGAACAAACUAUUUGAGGCCAGCAUUGAAACAGGGGACCGCGUCUGGAGAAUGCCUCUCUUUGAACAUUACACAAGACAAGUUGUAGAUUGUCAGCUUGCUGAUCUUAACAACAUUGGGAAAUAUCGGUCUGCAGGAGCUUGUACAGCCGCGGCGUUCCUGAAGGAAUUCGUGACUCAUCCUAAGUGGGCACAUCUGGACAUAGCAGGGGUGAUGACCAACAAAGAUGAGGUUCCAUACCUGCGGAAAGGCAUGACCGGGAGACCCACAAGGACCCUGAUCGAGUUCUUGCUGCGCUUCAGCCAAGACAGUGCUUAGUUCAGACACGCAGCUCAAAUCGGACAGCGGAGCUUCAAAAUACUUUCAAAGGGAUAAAAGUCUUUUAAAGGCAACAAAAGAUGGUGUUUAAAAUGUAAAACUAAAUGAAAUUUAUAUGCUCUGAUUUUUCAUUUUAUGCAAAGAUUUAUAAAAGUAAAGCUAAUACCUUUUUGACAAGACUUUUAAGAUAUUCCACACAUCAAUUUUUUAAAAACUCCCUGAUCACCUUUGAAAGUGAUUGUUUUUCAUGGAGAAGAAAAAUCGUACUUCAGAUUUGUGAUGCUAGGCACACAAGCAACUUAAGUGACUAUGCAGUUGUGAGGAACAAUAAAUCUGACUUUGAUGUUCUCUGA
Molecule: messenger RNA, 1969 nt
Organism: Sciurus carolinensis (gray squirrel)
Lineage: Eukaryota; Metazoa; Chordata; Mammalia; Rodentia; Sciuridae
Gene: Lap3
Product: leucine aminopeptidase 3
Exons: 13
Coding region: 57-1616 (519 amino acids)
Biological process (GO): proteolysis
Cellular component (GO): cytoplasm
Molecular function (GO): metalloaminopeptidase activity; manganese ion binding
Source: RefSeq, a predicted model, not a curated record